UCCUCGGCCAAAGGCUAAAGAAUGAAAUCUUUUGCGCCAACGAUCUUUCAACAUCUCGAAAGUCCGUGUUACUUUUUCACUCCUCGGAUUUUUCUUGGGAUGGUUCUUCUGGGCUUUUAGCCUUCCUGGCUUUGCUUUCUUUGAUUCUUUCACGGCGCCCGCUGCUGCUACUCCACUUUCAGCUUUAUUCAUCCGGAUCUUCCAAUGGAUCCUCCGUCACCCAUGGAAGGCCACGUGGUGGUCAUGCCCUACCCAGGCCGAGGCCACAUCAACCCCUUGAUGCAUCUCUGCAACAUCCUCUUGUCCAAGAACAGCCACAUCCUCUUCACCUUCGUCGUCACCGAAGAAUGGCACGGCUUCAUUGGAUCCGACCCGAUGCCCCGCAACAUCCGGCUCAGGACCAUACCCAAUGUCAUCCCCUCCGAGCGCGGUCGUGGAAACGACAUGGUCGCCUUCCUUGACGCUGUCAUGACCAAGAUGGAGGCUCCGUUUGAACACCUACUGGAUCGGCUCCACCCACCGCCGACGUGCAUCGUACACGACAGCUACUUGUUCUGGGUGGUCGGCGUCGGCAUCCGCAGGAAUAUUCCAGUAGCGUCUUUUUUCCCCAUGUCGGCGUCGUUCUUCUCCGUCAUCUGCCAUUAUCGUCUUUUCGAGCAAAACGGACACUACCCUGUCAAUUUGUCGGAAAAUGGCGAUGAACGUGUGGAUUACAUUCCAGGGCUUUCCUCAACACGUUUGGCGGAUUUUCCACUCAAUGAUGGCAGUUGGCAAAGCCGGAAAAUGUUGCACUGGGUUCAUAAAGUCGCUCAAUGGGCGCUCAAAGCUCAGUAUCUGCUGUUCCCUUCUAUUCUCGAGCUUGAAUCUCAGGUCAUCCAUGCCCUAAAAGCAGUUUCUUCGAUCCCAAUUUACACCAUUGGCCCCGUUAUACCUUAUCUCCCUCUUAAACACAAUCCCUCUUCAAGCAUCGCCAACCAUGAUAGUGACCACAGCUACAUCAAGUGGCUGGACAGCCAACCCUCUGGUUCUGUCCUGUACAUCUCUCAGGGCAGCUUUCUCUCUGCCUCAACGGCUCAGCUUGAAGAAAUCGUUGCUGGUUUGCGAGCUAGUGGGGUUCGAUUCCUGUGGAUAGCGCGAGAAGAGAGUUUGAAGUUGAAUGAGACUUGUGGGGAUCUGGGUUUGGUAUUGCCAUGGUGCGACCAAUUGAGAGUACUGUCGCAUCCUGCGAUAGGAGGGUUCUGGAGUCAUUGUGGGUGGAAUUCUACAAGAGAAGGUGCCUUCGUCGGUGUUCCUUUUCUUGCUUUCCCUUUGAUUAUGGAUCAGCCUCUGAACAGUAAGCUGAUUGUGGAGGACUGGAAGAUUGGAUGGAAAGUGAAGAAGGGGGUUAAAGAAGACGUCUUGGUGACUAGAGACGAAGUUGCAGAGCUUUUGAAGAAGGUCAUGGAUUUAGGCAGUGAAGAAGGAAGAGAAUUGAGGAAAAGAGCCAAACAGAUUCAGCAGAUAUGUCAGCUUGCAAUUGCAGAUGGUGGCUCCUCUGAAACUAAUAUCAAUAUGUUUCUAAGGGAUUUGUUGCGAAGUGGUAAGCCAUGAAGGCGAACCCGAAUAACAAUGGUAAUUCCUUUGGAUAAUUUGGUGAAAUGGUUCGAAGGUUUGUACUAUCAAUCAGUUAGUGAUCCCAUGGCCAGUUUUGAAGCUCUGAUCUUCCAAGCUCACGUCCUUAACUUGAGGAGUGGGGAAUUAAUUGUGUUCCGCUUCACAUGCGCUGAAUAAGCUUUUGUACUGCUUAAAGUUUAUUUUAUGCCUUCUUUUUAUAGUUUAUUUUAUGCCUCCUUUUAAUGUGUACCAAUUUAAUUUACAGCCAUAUAAAAGCGAUAGAUUGUGUUCGCCUGCGA
Neltuma alba is the source of this 1892-nucleotide messenger RNA. Its product is annotated as UDP-glycosyltransferase 87A1-like. Gene Ontology annotation, molecular function: quercetin 7-O-glucosyltransferase activity; quercetin 3-O-glucosyltransferase activity. Bases 205 to 1590 code for a protein of 461 amino acids. The transcript has 2 exons. NCBI's taxonomy places the organism in Eukaryota, Viridiplantae, Streptophyta, Magnoliopsida, Fabales, Fabaceae. The record is from RefSeq and is a predicted model, not a curated record.